Cryptococcus deneoformans JEC21 is the source of this 530-nucleotide messenger RNA. RefSeq lists its product as hypothetical. The transcript is spliced from 5 exons. The coding region runs from base 146 to 364 and encodes 72 amino acids. The record is from RefSeq and is a predicted model, not a curated record. NCBI's taxonomy places the organism in Eukaryota, Fungi, Basidiomycota, Tremellomycetes, Tremellales, Cryptococcaceae.
GGCAACUCUACCACCCUUCUUUCCCCAGAUUCCGGAAUUCGGAUUUAAUCGAACAUCUUCUGAACCCUCAAACGAGUAGAACGCGAGGUGACCUCGUCUCUCAUUACUGAACCAACCAAACAAAUCUUACAACUAGCAAUCCACAAUGGCUGUUUUUUCUUACACCGCUCUCAACUCCGCUUGCGGCUCCAGCAGCUGUUCUUGCUCCAACGGCAACUCUUCCGACUGUUCUCACGGUUCUUCCUGCGGGUCUUGCGCCUCUAACGGCAGGACCCUCGUGAACGAGUGUAACUCAAGCGGUGCAAAUGGCAAUUGCAGCACUUGCGGCUCUCCUACCUGCAAUUGCACUUCUUGCGCUUGCUAAGUCACCGACCUGCCGCCCCCUUGGCAAUCCUCUUUGCGACGGAUAGAGGUGUUUUUCGUUGCCUGACUGUUUUGAGUUUGAGAUGGAAAUUUGUACAUUUCGGAGAGAGAUGGCUUUGGUAAACGGUUGAUGCAUAUACGUGGCGAUGGUACCGGCCUGUCGUCCG